This is a messenger RNA of Oryzias melastigma (Indian medaka), 1707 nucleotides long. RefSeq names its product vacuolar protein sorting 72 homolog a (gene vps72a). Lineage: Eukaryota; Metazoa; Chordata; Actinopteri; Beloniformes; Adrianichthyidae. Gene Ontology annotation, biological process: chromatin remodeling; regulation of DNA-templated transcription. The transcript has 6 exons. Gene Ontology annotation, molecular function: ATP-dependent H2AZ histone chaperone activity. Gene Ontology annotation, cellular component: nucleus. The record is from RefSeq and is a predicted model, not a curated record. The coding region runs from base 279 to 1382 and encodes 367 amino acids.
ACCGGAUUUCGACACGGAAGUACUUUCCCUGACCCGGAUGUGCUCAAUUUCUAAAACUGCUUUGUGGCAUUUAGCGCUGUUGUUGUUCUUUAUUUAGUUAAUAAAGUAAAGUUUAGUUUAAAGUGGCUUGAACUUCAUUCAAAUAAUAAAAAAGUAUUGGAUACUGACGUUUUUUUUAUGAUUCAUUAAAUGCCGAAAAGCGCGCAACGAAAGCGUAAAUCUGGUUCUACAAAAAACCGCCACACAGCAAAGCUAACCCGGCUAGCUAAACAGCAGGUAUGAGUCUGGCAGGAAGCCGUGAACCCAGAAAGACUGCGGGAAACCGCAUGUCGAAGCUUCUGGACGCCGAAGAAGAGGACGAGUUCUACAAGACGACCUACGGAGGAUUUCACGAUGAAUCUGGAGAUGACGAAUAUCACGGGGAGCAUUCAGACACUGAGGAUGAGGUUGACAGUGACUUUGACAUCGAUGAAGGUGAUGAGCCAGACAGUGACCAAGAGGAAGACGCUCCUCGGAGGAAAAGCAGGGUCGUUACGAAAGCUUACAAGGAACCCAUAAAGGUGGCCAAACCCAAACCUAAGAAACCCGUUGAAGAGCAGAGAAAGACUGAGAAAACCCGCGUGGAUCUGAGGAGGAGGAUUCCACAAGAAUUCCAAGACUUUGCAGAAACACGUAAGUCAGUGCGGCAGUCCACCAGCGAGCACACGAGGAAGACCAACCUGCGCCUGCAGGAGCGCCAGGAUGCUCCACGAAGACGCAGAGGAGCCCAUCGAGAUCGACCCCUCACCCAGGAAGAGCUGCUGGCAGAGGCCCGGCAAACAGCAGAACUCAACAUCCGAUCUCUUGAAAACUAUGAACGUCUGGAAGCAGACAAGAAGAAACAAGUCCACAAGAAGCGGCGAUUCGAGGGUCCAACUAUCCGCUACCAUUCAGUGCUCAUGCCCAUCGUCUCCCACUCUGUCCUGAAGGAGGAAAACGUUGAUGUGGAGGGGUUGGAUCAGGACGUUCCUCCGACAGCGCCGCAGAAUCCCGCCACCCCUUCCCAGCAGCCGACCGGAGGCCUGUGCUCCCGGACUUACAUAACCUUCAGUGACGACGAGGCGUUCGAGGUGGCCUUUCCCCGCACCGCCCACUGCGGCCCCCAGCAGCCCGUUCAGGAGAUUUGCCCCGUUACCCACAAGGCCGCUCUGUACAGAGACCCCGUCACAGACAUUCCCUACGCCAACGCGCGGGCCUUCCGCAUCAUCCGAGAGGCGUACCGUAAAUACGUGGCUGCUCACGGCUUUCCCAACACGUCGGGAGGGGGGACGUCGGGGGACUCUGGGGCUAUGAAGGGUGCCCGACCAAAAUUGUCUAUCAAACAAACAGGGGUCGCUUCCUAGUUACAUUUCUUUACUACGUUGGUUCUCUUUCGUUCAGAAUUCUUUGGAUUACAGAUGUUUGUUUUUCUCUGGAUUUCUGUAGGAAUUAAAUAUUUUCACAGGAAAACCAUAAAAACGGGUUCUUUCUGAGUGUAAAAGUGCAAUUUACACAAAUUCAUGAAUCAAAACAAAAAGUAUAAUAAUAACAUAAGAAAAAAUUCAUUAUUUCCAGUUUUGUUUUUUGUAAUGUUUUUAUGUCAUUUUUCUUAAUGUCAAGAUGUUUUUUUCAUUGUGUCCUUAAAUGUACAAACAUGUUUCCACUAACAAGUAAAUAUUUUAAACAAAC